This is a messenger RNA of Entamoeba dispar SAW760, 492 nucleotides long. RefSeq lists its product as uncharacterized. The record is from RefSeq and is a predicted model, not a curated record. The transcript has 2 exons. The coding region runs from base 1 to 492 and encodes 163 amino acids. Lineage: Eukaryota; Evosea; Mastigamoebida; Endamoebidae.
AUGUCAAAAGAACAUCACCCUUUCAUCAUUUCUGCUUCUGUUAAACGCACUAUUCGAUUAAACUCUCCACCUAGAGUUAAAGAAGUUAAUCAACAAGGUAUUGAAAACGUCAUUAAAUUUAGAAGAAUGACUACUCAUUUUAAGGCUCCACUAAAUGAAGAAGAAUUAACUAAAUUAAGCCAAUUCAUUUUACUCUUUCAGAAAAAAGAAAUAAAACAAUUAUUAGAAAAAGAAAAUUUUACUCCAAAGUAUUCUGCCAUUAUUGUUUCCUCUCUUCUUUACUCUCCAACCAAAUGUAUUGAUACACUAAACAGAAUUGAACUAUUUUGUACUUCUAAUGAAUGGUUUGGUUAUUGGAACAAAGGGCUUGCUUCUCGAUACAAGAGCCUUCACAAAACUCAGUCAACUUACUGCCUGUGUGUCGGACAUUCCUUACUAAGAUUUAUUAGGUAUUCACCACGUCCAUCUCCAUCAAUCCAAUACAAUUAUUAA